This is a messenger RNA of Serpula lacrymans var. lacrymans S7.9, 980 nucleotides long. RefSeq lists its product as uncharacterized. Gene Ontology annotation, cellular component: mitochondrion; membrane; cytoplasm. The transcript has 9 exons. Bases 79 to 666 code for a protein of 195 amino acids. NCBI's taxonomy places the organism in Eukaryota, Fungi, Basidiomycota, Agaricomycetes, Boletales, Serpulaceae. The record is from RefSeq and is a predicted model, not a curated record.
CCACGAAGUGUUCUUCCACUUGAAGUCUUUGCAUCUCAACAACUUCGAGUCUCACCCAAGCUCACAAAAGUAUCUGUAAUGGCAUCCUUACUGAGACUGUACAACGCUGCACUAAUUCGCCGUCCUAUGCUUACCCAGAGUGCGACUGCAGCUUUCUUAUUCGGAGCUGGGGACGUGAUUGCUCAGCAAGCAAUUGAAGGCCAAGGCAAAAACCAUGAUUUCGCGCGUACUGCGAGAUUAACUCUAUACGGAGGAGUCGCCUUUGGGCCCGCCCUGACCAAGUGGUACCAAAUGCUGAAUCGCAUCAAGUUUUCAAGUCCCACGAAAGCGGUUAUUUAUCGUGUCUGGCUUGAUCAAGCUGUUCUGACACCUGUUGCCGUCGGAUUCUUCUUCGGCUCCAUGAGCAUUAUGGAAGGAAAAGGUAUUGCGGGCGCACAAGAACGAAUCACUUCUGCUUACACACCAACGCUCAUCCGUAACUGGACGGUCUUCAUACCAACGCAAAUUAUCAAUUUCGCCAUCGUGCCUCAUCAUUUACGUUUCGUAGUAGUCAGCGUUGUCAGCUUGUUCUGGAACACAUACCUUAGCGCUGUCAAUGCUCAGCAGCAAAAGAUCGCCGACGUGGCCCACUUUGAAACUCCUGCAGAGUCGGAGAAAACAGAAUAGAUACGCUCUCAUCAAGAACACCUAGAUUAUUAUAAAGCAGCCCUAUUGGAUACCUAACACAUGUAGAUACCAUUUUGAACAAGCCAUUUGCAAAACUCGUUAUGGAGGCUGUGGGGCGUUGCAUUACUCAAACCCGUGACAGGCUUGGGUGAUUGAGUGUGGAAGGGCCCCCCUGAUGCGAAGUAGGAAGAGCCUCUUCCUUAGCAGGGUGUUAGUCUUGGUACUGUCACUCGCUCACUAUCUGCCACCGUCUACAGUAGCAUUUGGACGGAAGUCCGGUAUUUUGAUAUACUGAUAUAUAUUAUUUUGCAAUG